Molecule: messenger RNA, 1737 nt
Organism: Durusdinium trenchii
Lineage: Eukaryota; Dinophyceae; Suessiales; Symbiodiniaceae
Source: the annotation of a GenBank genome assembly
AUGGCAUCAGGCAUCCCGAAACGCAGCCGCUCAGCAGGUCUGUGGCUUUUGGGACUUUGCAUUGCAUGCUGCAGUUAUGGCCCCCGGAUGUUUUUGCUUCCAAGUGUGGCACCAGCCCGGCCAGGGGCACAGAUGCAGGUUGACACGGUUGACACCACAAGAUCUCAUCUCACCGGGCUCACUUGGAACUUCGCUCCCAGCUUUGAGCCGAGUUCUGGCCGCGUCCGCUCUAGCUCCACGGCCCUUGGCGUUGGCAAAGUGUUGAAGGUCAUGCUUGGAGUGCCCAGUGCGUUGGCAGUCUUUAGCUUCCUCAUGGUUUUGCGCGGCUACACGACAAAGGAGAGUGAUGGUGAUACAAUGCAAGAGAGAUGGUCUAGUUAUGCCAAGAAGCCCGGUCAGCGUAUGUUGGCGCUGAUGGCUGGCGCCGCACGUGUGGGACUCAUCGCCUUAAGGGCCAAGCUCAUCAGGGAUCCAAAAAAGAAGUCGGCCAUGCACACUCGUGCUGGCAAACGGGCCGUCACAGAGCUGGUCAGGUUGGGUCCAACUUAUGUAAAGCUCGGGCAGAUCCUGUCAUGCAGAGAAGAUUUGGUGCCGAAAGAAUACAUCAAAGAGUUGAAGCGUUUGCAGGAUGAAGUGCCUGCUUUCAGUGGGAAACGCGCUUUGAAGAUUAUCGAGACUGAGCUGGGCAAGCCGGCCAGUGAGCUCUUCGCGGAGUUUGAUGACAAGCCUUUGGCAGCGGCUUCUCUUGGACAAGUGCACCGCGCCAAGACCAAAGACGGGACGGAGUUGGCCAUCAAGAUCCAGCGCGAUAACUUGAAGGAAAUGUAUGACCUCGACCUCGCCCAGUUUGACAAGAUUGCGGUCAUGCUUGACAAGUAUAAGAUUGGUGUCGAGGGUGCUUCCAAUGUUUGGGUUGACAUGUUUGAGGAUGCCAAAGUGAUUUUGUAUCGCGAGAUUGACUAUCGUGCUGAAGCCGAAAACACUCAACGGUGGUACGAGAACUUCAAGAAUGUGAAGUGGACAACAAGCCCAAGAGUCAUCGAUGAAUUUACGACCUCGAAGGUCCUUGCUUUGACCUUCGUUGCCGGCACCAAGAUUUCAGAUCUUGAAAAGCUCAAAGAGCAAGGAUUCGAUCGCACGCAACUGGCAAAGAACUUGGCACAGGCUUACUUGCUCGCCUUUUGCAAGUUUGGCUUUUUCAACACAGAUCCCCAUCCUGGCAACUUGGCCGUCGAUGAUGGUUAUCCUGGCGGGCGGCUAAUUUUCUACGACUUCGGGCAGGCCUGUGAGCUCCAGGAUAAGCAGGCAGGUGGGAUUCUUCAAGUGAUCCAAUCGAUCGUGGAUUUCGAGGCCGCUGACUGCGUAAAGGCGAUGGACAACCUGGGUUGCUUGAAGAAGGGAGCCGACUUCAAGAAGGUGGAGGGUGUCGUGCAGAACAACUUUGAAACAGGCAAGGUCAAGAGCAAGCGCAGCAAGCGAAAGCGAGAGCUCACAGAAGAAGAGAAGAACAAAAAGGCACCCAAGCAAACAGAGGUGAUGAAAUACUUCCAAUUGCCGCCUGCUUUGGCAUUUGUCGCGCGAGCUAUCACCCAAAUGGAAGGUGUUGGCGUUAUGUUGGAUGAGGACUAUGAGUUUAUUGAUUUUGUGGCGGACAAGGUUCCCGAGUUGCAGGUGGAGCGAGGUGCAGGAAUCAGCUACAUUGCAGGUCAGCUGUUCAAGAAUUGGGCAAGAAAUUAA